CCCCCGUUCCCCCUGGGCGGUGCCGGGCGGGCGGCGCCAGGCUCGGUGCGCGGUGCUGCCGGGGGCGCGGCGGACGGGCAUGCGGAGCGAUGGCCGCGGGCAGCGCGGAGGAGAGGACCUACCGCCGCUUCCUCGAGCUCUUCCUGGGCGAGUUCCGAGGGCCCUUCGGGGCAGAGCCCGACCCCGCGCCCGCAGACACCCCGGCCGCCGAGGCCGAGGAGGAGUCCGGGGCCGGGGGGGACGCGGCCGGGGCCGAGGAGGGCGAGGGGGACAGCGAGCCCGGAGACCCCCGGCCCCCCGCGCCGCCGCCGCCGCCGCCGCCUCUGCCCGCGCUGCCGCGGCCGCUGUCGGAGCACAUCACCGAGGAGGAGGUGGAGGGCGAGUGCCUGGACCUCUGCCUGCAGCAGCUCUGCAAGUAUAAUUGCCCCUCGUUUCUGGCCGCUGCUUUAGCCAGAGCAACUUCAGAUGAAGUCCUUCAGAGUGAUCUUUCGGCACACUACUUACCAAAGCAGGUGGACAGCGCGGAUGGGAUCAUACAGAUUGAGACGGUGAAGCUGGCCCGCUUGGUUUUCAGCAAACUGCAUGAGAUCUGCAGCAACUGGGUGAAAGACUUCCCGCUCCAGCCCAAGCCCCACCGCUACUACGAGACAUCCAUCCAUGCCAUCAAGAACAUGCGCAGGAAGAUGGAAGACAAGCACGUCUGCAUCCCAGACUUCAACGUGCUCUUCAACCUUGAGGACCAAGAAGAGCAGGCCUAUUUUGCAGUGUUUGACGGUCACGGCGGAGUGGAUGCUGCCAUCUAUGCCUCCAUCCACCUCCAUGUGAACAUGGUCCAUCAGGAGAUGUUUCAGCAGGACCCGGCAGAGGCGCUGUGCCGAGCGUUCCGGGUGACUGACGAGCGCUUUGUCCAGAAGGCGGCCAGAGAGAGUCUGCGUUGUGGAACCACCGGGGUGGUGACUUUCAUCCGAGGAAACAUGCUGCACGUGGCUUGGCUUGGGGACUCCCAGGUUAUGCUCGUGAGGAGAGGCCAAGCUGUGGAACUGAUGAAACCCCACAAACCAGAUCGAGAGGACGAGAAGAAGCGCAUUGAGGCACUUGGCGGCUGCGUGGUCUGGUUUGGAGCCUGGAGGGUGAAUGGGAGCCUGUCGGUCUCCAGAGCUAUUGGGGACGCUGAGCACAAGCCAUACAUCUGUGGGGACGCAGACUCUGCCUCCACCGUACUGGAUGGCUCGGAAGACUACCUCAUUCUAGCGUGCGAUGGCUUCUAUGACACGGUCAAUCCCGAUGAGGCAGUCAAAGUGGUGGCUGACCAUCUAAAGGAGAAUAAUGGUGACAGCAGCAUGGUAGCACAUAAAUUAGUGGCAUCUGCUCGGGAUGCCGGUUCCAGCGACAACAUCACUGUCAUUGUGGUAUUUCUCAGGGACAUGAACGCAGCAGUCGCUGUGAGCGAGGAGUCGGACUGGACAGAGAACUCUUUUCAAGGUGGGCAAGAAGACAGUGGGGAAGAUAAGGAAAACCAUGGAGACUGCAAACGACCGUGGCCCCAGCACCAGUGCUCAGCGCCUGCAGACCUAGGGUACGAAGGACGAGUGGAUUCCUUCACCGACAGAACUAGCUUAAGCAUAGGGUCCAGCGUUAACCCGUUUGAUGAUCAAGGCUAUUUAGACCUGACGCAAACAGAAACUAGUUCAUCUCUGAGUGCCAAAUGUCUGCCACCCAUUCAAGUGUUCGGUCCUGGCAUACCAAAGAGCACGAGUGUGGUCAGCGGCUUAACAGUGAAGAACGAAUCACCGGAGCACCCCACCCCAUCCCUCUGCGGACAGAGCGACCCCAGGGAGUACAACGCUCCUCUUCGUUUGGGUGCUGCGGGGCAGAGCAUCUACAGGGUGAAGGGUUUGUCCCCUGCCAUCUUUGGGCUGGAAGAUGAACUGUUCAAAUCCUUGGGAAAACGAGCUGCGUUCCUUCACUUCCGGCUCUGUAACAGGAAGAGGCAACGAGGAGCCAGGCUCAAACCAAAGUUUCACACGCCACUCUUGGCUUGCGAGCCUUCCCAUAUAGAAGGAUCGAGUCUGUCCUUGCCCGUCCGGGGCCACGGUAGCAGGAGGCUGUCGCUAAGACACUCCCCGUGGUGGAGGCUGCCCGGUUGUAGCGCUUACAGUGAGAGCAUAUUUUUGAUGCGAAGACAAAGUAAUUGUAUACCAGAUUCAUACCUUCAUCGAUGCUGUAAAAUGUAACUGUCUCCCUCGUGUUCUCCCGUCAGACUCCCAAAAUAGACAUUCCCAAAAUAAAACUGGUAUCAUCAGAAAGUGAAAAAAGGUGGGCAUUUCAGAACUGUACUCCCCCGCGAAGCUCAAACCACGUGUAAAUAGAUCUAGGAAUUAACAAAUGUCGUCGUUUCGUUCUCAAUAAAGUUUGCUGGUGGUGCCACCCUGAGCAACGCCACAGCCACCCGCGCACACGAGUAUCCAGUCACACUCACUAGUGAAAGCCAAACAGCCAGUUCACGUCAACAGACACCGUUAGGGAAUGCUCUUUCCCACCACAGAAAGCUGAGCCUGCCCGAGGAACGUCUGUGGAGCAAUACGGAAAGAAAGGGUCUGGUUUAGAACUGCCGAAUUUUUUUAGAGUUGGGGGGAAGUCGCCAUAGCGGUCGAGGUGUGGGGUUCGUGUUCCACUUUCUGUGUAUUUCAAGCGAGCAUUAAGAUGAAUUAGAAAAUCACAUCCACUGUUGCAGGUAAAAGACUAAAAGCCAUACAAGGUUUUACCAGGUAACUUAGGAAUAGACAAACUAAGCUCCUGCUGCUCUGUUCUCAGACUCCCAUUGAGGUACAGACUCAUCAUUUGCCUAUUUUUUUUUUUCGUGUAACAUAAAAUGUGGAAUAUGAAGAAAACUGUUUUUUGUAGUCUUUAAAAAAAUUGUUCCCUGUGGCUAGAGGAGCAGCGUAGGGAAUCUUGUAACUUUCUGGUGCUUUUAGUGGCAUUUUCCUCGUUUGUCAGUUUAGGGAACUGUUCUCAAUUAGUUUUAAUCAAACAUGAUUGUGCUUAAUGCUUUGAGCCAACCUCUUUCCACCGUAACUUCAUCUCAGGUCUUAAAAGAAACCAAUCUGUGGCGACAUUGGCUACAAAGCCGCUGUCACUCAGCCGGUCAGGCCAGAGAACUGCUUGCGAGAGAUAACGAGCAACGCGAGCCGCUCGCUGGCGGGAAUGGUUUUGAGAUGGCCAAGGCCUAAUUUAAUAUAAAGUUGCGGCAUGAAGGAUGUUAGGAUGCCGUGUCUACAAGAAGCAUCAUUGCUGCAAUUUGGUGUUUGUCAGCAUGCAUAGGACUGGAAGCCAGGCUGCCGGAGCGAUGCAAACGGAACAGAAAUGGGGUGGAUGUGGAGGGGCAGGGGCUGAGUUUGGGGUUUAGCAGAGAGGGUAAAAUUCACUGCCUGCUUCGGUUAAAUAGAAAGCGAGGAAUGUGUCUUGCCCUUGUUUUCAUGAGCAGAGCGUUAUUUAUUGAACUUUGGACACGAACCGGAGGCACCAGCUCCUCCCUGCUCUCCAGGUGAGGCCAAUAGCCAUAGCGGAGCAAUUAAUUGGGAUGUAAGUAAGCAGAAGAUUCCCAUCGGCUCCACUAAAUACACAUCCUGUUGCUGUUUUUUGUUACCUUACGACAUCUGGAAGAGCAGGACUGCAGUCCUCCCCGGCGCUCCCUGUACACUUCAUCUCACUGUAGCAGUAGUGAUUCAAUGACAGCGCUAGAAUUUAGCUAGAACUUGCAAUGCAUUUUAAUAUUAAGUAGUCAGGAGAUUAUUCAACACAACGAGAUGGCGAGGUUUGAAUUCUGCCAGUCGCCGCUUCUUCUAUCUUUAAUGCACUAUUUUAAAAGCAAUCUGAUGAAUAGCAAAGGUUUCAUGAGUAACCAGGGGCUGAAGCGUGGCUUCGGGUUCCUUUGAUCUUGUUCUUUUUUUAAUUUUACGGGGUCACUGGCUCUUCUGUGUCAUCUUCGCAAGCCCUCGCUGGCGUCAGCAUUCUCGUUAGCUGCGGCCGAUGGUCCGAGUCAGAUUUACUGAGGAAAUUUGAGAAACCGUGGAAUGGUCAAAUAUGCAACUCUGAGGCAUCUCUGCGGUGCCUUUGUUUUCCAUUAUUCACAGUAAUAAUGAUGCAUUGAAAGUCCAUCUUAGGGCCGAGUGUCGUGCUUGGGAGAGAAAGGUGGUGUAAGUGCAAUUCCUUGUGUGAGUAGGUUAGAAUGAAAACCCUGAUGGAUGAUGAACUUCUUCCCAGUCUGCAGGAGCAGGUGAAGAGCACUGGGCUGCAUGUGUGCUGUUUUGGGAAGGAUCUAGCUUUUUAGGUGUGGAUUCAUAAAAGAUAAUUCUGCGACUCAUACCAUUUAUCUUGCUAGGAGAAAAAAAAAAACCAACUCUACCAUCAUAGUUCCAGUGUGGUCAGGUAAAACCAUUGUAUAGAUAGCGAGUGUUCAUUUCUUCACUAAACGCAUAUUUAUAGAGUAGGUAGGAACCAUUUGUAAGGUAAGUCCUUUAAAGUUCUAUACUAUUAAAGUAGUGGUUAUUGGUCUGAUUUAUGCUGCUCUUGAUUCUACACACUAGACAAAAGCGCAGUGCUUUGUGAAAUGCAGUGUUUUCUCUUAACGCCACUGGUGAUAGGAAGUAGUUCUCUUCAGUUCAAGAUCCUGUGCCCUUAUCUGCUGCUUGCUAACGUAAGCAAUAAUCCCUCUCUAACGGUAUCUAAGUGUUCUGUAUCUCGUACUUUGGUUGUCUGUCUGGUGAUGAUGUAAAAAUAUUAGGCUAAUAUAAAAGUAUCUAAUUGUAUUUAUUAACUGUUGAUACUGAGAUCCAGUCUGUGACCUGUGUUUUGUAUUUUUAUCGUGUAUCUUAGUGGUGGUGAAAUUUGUAUAAAGAAUCUUUCCAAUAAAGAGCUGAAGUAUCCCUUUUCCGCAUUAACACACCCCGCAUCAGUUUCAGUUGCCGCGUUAACCGUGGUUGCAGAACUAGGAGGUAGGUAGCGAAACCAUUCUUAGUUUGUGUGUAAAUUGUGUUGGUUUUGAGAUGGCUGAAGCUGCUCAAAACCUGCUUGUAAGCUCUUCACUGUGAGUCCUCAGCGGGGUUCUCCAUCCCCACUCUGGUAGUUUCCUGUGUACACUUUUUCAAUGUGCAACUCUGAGGAAUGUCUGCGUUGCAGAGAGCAGUAUAGCACCAGACCAGGGCGCUGUUAACUCAUUUCGAUUUGCACUAAAGGUGGGUGGAAACGCAUGUAUAUAACUUUUCUUUACCUAGAAGUGCCAUCAAUUGUCCUUGCAAGUUCAAAACCAUUCAGUAUUUGAUUUAGAUUGCAUUGUAACGCCGAAGGACAAUGUCAAAGCAGACUUUAACUUACGCCACAUUUAUAGUGGUGCAUUGUCAUAGAAACUCCGCUCUGUUUUUGGAACACUGUGUGUCACUGAGAAACGCGUUGUCCUAUGGGCAGAUAAGACGAGGCGUAACGAGCUCUGUGCUUAGAGACAUGGCUGCUGUAGUUCAGGUCCACUAUCUCCUCACUAAAUCCUUCCCACCCUGGCAAUGUUCUGUGGGAAAAAACAUGAGAAAGAUUGGUCUAAAUUAGGGGCUGGUUUAGCACAAAUCAUUCACUCGGCACCACUCACGUAAGCGAAGCCAUCGAAGGGGAUACUGCAGCUUUGUUCAUGCCUGGAAUUUAGGGCAAUCUUUCUUUAAUUCACACCCUGUUUGCAACAAGAACAAAACUUUCUACCCUUGUAUGAUGUGCAAUAAGUAAUAACGAAGCAUUAACACAACCUCUGACUUAGGUGUUCGUAUCCUUCUCCAGACCUCGCUAAUCAGGCGAUCGCACUAAACCUGCCAGCAUUUAAGCUAAAGAAAAAAAACCAAUCCCCACCUAUGAGGGUGUAAUACCACUCGUGUGUGUCGCAGUUGCGUUUUGUUAGGUUUUCUCUCUCCUUCACUCUAGAAGACACCUUGGAACGAGAGCGGGGAAAGCUAGCUGGGAUCACCCCAGCCCCUCUCCCCGAGCACCGGUACGUGCGGACGGCCAGGCGUGGUGGCAGUUGCUACACCGGGUGCUCCUCUUCUCCCCUCUGUAUUCUCCCGAUCAUGAAACAUGUUCUUUAUGAAGUGAAUAAAUUCAAGCUAAUCAUUUAACUGUGUCGGGACUUUGCAUUUGCAAUCUUGUUCUACAGUUCACAGACCAGUUUAGUUAUAACCAUGUAUUAGUCAUCCCUAUUUUAUUUAUGAAAGCUGUUUAUACAGAAAAACUGUUCAAGUUUUACCAAUAUCUUAAUAAAACAGCAAUUUAAACCACACUUCAGACAAGU
Messenger RNA from Cuculus canorus (common cuckoo), 6325 nucleotides. It is a transcript of the gene PPM1E, whose product is annotated as protein phosphatase, Mg2+/Mn2+ dependent 1E. The coding region runs from base 90 to 2234 and encodes 714 amino acids. Lineage: Eukaryota; Metazoa; Chordata; Aves; Cuculiformes; Cuculidae. The transcript has 7 exons. The record is from RefSeq and is a predicted model, not a curated record. Gene Ontology annotation, biological process: negative regulation of protein kinase activity; protein dephosphorylation. Gene Ontology annotation, molecular function: protein serine/threonine phosphatase activity; cation binding.